AUGCGAGCCCUGCUGUUGGUAACACUGCUAGUCGCAGGGGCCCUUGCCACUGCUCCAGAAAAGCCCAGGAGGCACUUGGGCACGCGGAACGCUGCCAACAUCAACGACUACAUCGACCAAGUGCUGCCCAACAUCGCACAGUUCUUGGCGGACAAUGGGCUGGACCCCAUCGCAUUGCCGGAUGACGUCCAGAGCUUCUCAGAGGAAGGCCCGCUGGGGACCGUGUGGCACGGAGAGGUGGGGCUCUUCGACGGCUCGUUGUCCGGGCUGUCACAGGUGGUCAGGGCGGGGGACGCCUUCCUCGACUACUCCGACCUCCACUUCAAGGUCAACAUGACGCUCGGCUUCACUGCAGUUGACCUAACCUACGGCUUCGAGUGCCAGCUGAUGGACAUCGGGCCCAAAGGCACGCUGUACGGAACGGUGCACGACCUGGCCGUCUUUGCGGAGCUCUCGCUGGACAUGAGCAACCUCACCAGUCCAGCUGUCGCGCUCAACGAACUCUACUUCUCCAACGCGGGGACGCUCGACAUUCACAUAGAGGGCAUCGGACUGGACCUUCUUGACAACAUCCUCGCCGACAUCGUGACGGGGCUCUUCCAUGAUGUCAUCCUCGACGCCAUCGAGGACAAAGCUCGUGAGGUGAUUGAGAAUGCGUUGGAUGGACUGAGUAUGAAGACGCUGCUGCCUUUCGUGAGCAGACUCAUCAUCAACCACCGCUCCCACCUGUAG
Messenger RNA from Schistocerca piceifrons (Central American locust), 732 nucleotides. RefSeq lists its product as uncharacterized. NCBI's taxonomy places the organism in Eukaryota, Metazoa, Arthropoda, Insecta, Orthoptera, Acrididae. Bases 1 to 732 code for a protein of 243 amino acids. The transcript is spliced from 5 exons. The record is from RefSeq and is a predicted model, not a curated record.